AUGUUCCAACGCUCGAGGGCGUUCUCGUUCAUGGGCGCCAUCCUCGCCGCGGUCUCUCUGAUCCCUCCGUGGUACUCCGGCUGCGAGACGCACCUGUCGUACGGCCAGAAGCAGUGCCAGACCGCGGGGCCGACGCGCUGGACCUCCGACUGGGCUUCGCCGUCGCUGACGCUCUUCCUCCUCCCGACGUUCGCGCACGCGGGGUGGUCGAUCCUCGUGACGCUGUACGUCAACGGGUGCGUCGCGUCGCGCGGCGCGGACGCGCUCUCGACGCGCGCGGUGACCGCGCUCGGUCGCGUCGCCGGGCUCGCGUGCGUCGCGUGCAGUAUAUGGGCCGCGCACGCGAUCUGGACGAGAGGGAUGAAGACCGCGCAGAGAGACGUCGCGAUACCGCUCACGCUGAGCUCGCCGCACGCCGGGUGGUACAUCGCGGUCCUCAGCGUGAAGAUGACCGCGUCCGGGGGCGUUUUCGCGGUGUUGUUCGGGCGAGGGAACGUGCUGGGGCCGACGCGGGGGCAGCUCAGGGCGGGCGAGAUGGACGCGGCGACGCUCGAGAGCAUCACGCCUGCGAUGAGGUACGUUCUGUACACUGGUCCCCAUACGACCGCGUCGGCGUGGUGA
Micromonas pusilla CCMP1545 is the source of this 621-nucleotide messenger RNA. RefSeq lists its product as uncharacterized. The record is from RefSeq and is a predicted model, not a curated record. The transcript has a single exon. The coding region runs from base 1 to 621 and encodes 206 amino acids. Lineage: Eukaryota; Viridiplantae; Chlorophyta; Mamiellophyceae; Mamiellales; Mamiellaceae.